UUUGGGGUGGCCAUUUCUAAAACGUCUUGGGAAUUUGGGAUUCAGUUGAUGGGAUUUAUCCUAUGCUGACCGUGACCUGAAACUAGUUGGAACUUGAAAUGGCACCAUUAGCAGGUGCAGAAUUGGUGCAUAAACCUUUGCAACUUUAUCGAUAUCUUCUUCGUUGCUGCAAACAACUUCCAGCUGAAAAUCUCCAAUUGCAUUACAAGCAUGCAAUAAGACAGGGUUUUCGGGUUCAUGCUGACGAGGAUACUGAACAAAGAAUACAACAGAUCAUUAAAAGGGCAAUUGAGGAUGCUGACUGGGUAAUGAAAAAAUAUAAGAACCAAAACAGGUGACCAACAAAACCAAACCCACCUGCAUCAGGAUUGCAACUUAAAUAUCCGCUUCUUUGGUAGCUCCUGCAAUGAAAAUACAUGAUUGAAAAUGAUUUUGUGCAGAUAUAGAGUGGCUGUUUCUAAAAUCCAUGUUACAAAAUGGUGCUGAAGAACAUCAUGUAAUAAAGUAAAGAUUACGCUGCGGGAUAUAUUUCUGCCAUACGGGGCUACUUUUUUUGGUGUUUUUUUUUUUUACAUUUAUUAAAAGUGUGUUUAAACCA
Molecule: messenger RNA, 598 nt
Organism: Bombina bombina (fire-bellied toad)
Lineage: Eukaryota; Metazoa; Chordata; Amphibia; Anura; Bombinatoridae
Gene: LYRM9
Product: LYR motif containing 9
Exons: 4
Coding region: 99-338 (79 amino acids)
Source: RefSeq, a predicted model, not a curated record